Messenger RNA from Aspergillus ruber CBS 135680, 1086 nucleotides. RefSeq lists its product as uncharacterized. The coding region runs from base 1 to 1086 and encodes 361 amino acids. The record is from RefSeq and is a predicted model, not a curated record. The transcript is spliced from 2 exons. NCBI's taxonomy places the organism in Eukaryota, Fungi, Ascomycota, Eurotiomycetes, Eurotiales, Aspergillaceae.
AUGACUGAUCCAUUGAGUGUUAUAAGCGCUUCUGUUGGCCUUGGAACUUUCGCUUUCCAAUCAGCCAAGGCUCUUAAUGACCUGAUCAAAAGCUUCCACGGCUACCCCGAUAGCGUCAAAAAUCUCCAAACAGAGCUACAUGGUCUUAUGAUGGCCCUGGGGCAUGUCCAAAACAUCACUUGUGAUGACAAAGUCCGUGCAGAACUCGACCCUAUCCUGAAGGCGUGUGGCAUGACCUGUUCGGGACUUCAAGACGUGAUCAACAAAUGCACAUCGCAUUCGGGAGGGCGUCAGCCGAAUUUCCAUGAUUGGAUGAGAAUGAAAUUCCUUGGGGGCGACAUCGACGAAUUCAAAGAGACCCUAGCAGGUGACUUGGCGCAAAUGAACCUGCGUCAACUAGCAGACUACCAGAGCGCGAUUUCCGAAACGAUGACUCGUCUUUCGGCCCAGCUUCAGAAUGUUGGCCAACGAUCUCCGAUGGAACUAGAGGACCAAGGACAAAUCAAGGAGCUGGAAGAUGCAAUUAUUCAGUGUAUCCAGGCUUGUCAGAAAGCUGGAAGCAGCAUCGACCGAGUUCGACGGGAAUCCCUUGGCGAAGCAACGCGCAGGCGAAAGAAAAGCAUCGCAGCUCGCAAGAUACAGCAGAAGACAGACGAGGAUCUUCAGCGUGUUCAGUCAUUCCUCUCCAGCAGCGAGACCAGGCUCCUGGAGGUGAAAGAGCAGGAGCUGGUCCGACAGCAACAGCAGCAGUUGGAAGAGCGAAGAUGUUGGCUUGAUCACUGCAGAACAAUCCUGGAGGCGAAACAUGAGGAAGCGCAGCAAGAAAGGGCCCACAGGUUUGAAAAUAUUUCUUCUCAAGACCAAUCCCUUCAGAUUGUUAUAUCUACCACGCAGAAUACGGUCUCAGCUAAGAACGUCAACGCCGCAACUCAAAGCUCUCAAAUAAUGGGUGACUGUCCAAGUUCAACAGUGGAAAAACUCAUUGAGAAUCACGGUUCCCGCCGGCAAGAGAGUCCUUCGGUUCCAUCCAGGAAGGUCUUUAGGUUUUUCGGACGGACAAGCAAAAAGGCGUCCAGUCAUUCUUAG